Physella acuta is the source of this 1636-nucleotide messenger RNA. RefSeq names its product ATPase ASNA1 homolog. The record is from RefSeq and is a predicted model, not a curated record. Gene Ontology annotation, molecular function: ATP binding; ATP hydrolysis activity. Gene Ontology annotation, cellular component: GET complex. Gene Ontology annotation, biological process: tail-anchored membrane protein insertion into ER membrane. Lineage: Eukaryota; Metazoa; Mollusca; Gastropoda; Physidae.
AUUUAGUAUUAUAUCUAGUCUAGAUCUAGAUAUAAAUUUUGAUGACUUGUCUAGUACAUAGACAUAGAUCUAGAAUCUAGUUAGGCCUAGAUUCAUUUUAACAAAGAGUCCACUGUGAAAAUUACAAUAAGAAAUCUGUUUUUAAAAUAAAUUCGGCAAUAUUAUUAAUUUUUUUAUCUGGUUUCAACCACGUAUCUCAGUGAAAACAAUCCGAAGAUACAAUAACUCCUUGCAAUAGAUAAGUUAUUAGUCUAGUAUAUUCUAAUACGGGUGUAAGAUUAAGAGAUCUAAGUUUAAUCUAGAUCUAUAUUAUAAUAUUUAAUACUAUGGCGGAGGAGGGGGAUUCAAACCUUGAAUAUGAACCUACAUUACAAAACGUCAUUGAUCAACUUAGUUUAAAAUGGAUAUUUGUGGGGGGCAAAGGAGGAGUCGGAAAAACCACAACCAGUUGCUGCUUAGCUGUACAGCUUGCUAAAGCCAGAGAGUCUGUGCUAAUAAUUUCUACUGAUCCUGCUCACAACAUUUCAGAUGCCUUCAGUCAGAAAUUUUCUAAAGUUCCUUCACUUGUUAAAGGUUUUGAGAACUUAUAUGCAAUGGAAAUUGAUCCAAACUUGGGAUUUUCAGAGCUACCCGAUGAAUAUUAUGAACAAGCUGACAUGAUGUCAAUGGGGCGUGGCAUGAUUCAAGAGCUUUUGGGUGCUUUUCCUGGCAUUGAUGAAGCAAUGAGUUUUGCAGAAGUAAUGAGAUUAGUGAAAAACAUGAAUUUUUCUGUUGUUGUGUUUGAUACUGCACCUACAGGUCAUACCCUGCGUUUGCUUUCAUUUCCAUCUGUUGUUGAAAAGGGUUUGGGUAAACUUUUAAGGCUGAAAAAUCAAAUUAGUCCAUUUAUAUCACAGAUGGCUGGUAUGAUGGGCAUGCAAGAUUUAAAUGCAGAUCAGAUGUCUACAAAGUUUGAAGAGAUGUUAGCAACUAUACGUCAAGUCAAUACUCAGUUCAAGAAUGCUGACCAAACAACAUUUAUAUGUGUUUGUAUAGCUGAGUUUCUCUCUCUGUAUGAAACUGAGCGUUUAGUCCAAGAGCUUACACAGUUUGGAAUAGAUACACAUAAUAUAAUUGUGAACCAAUUAAACAUGCAACGCAAGGGAGAAAGAGCGUGUGGCUUGUGUGAAGCAAGAAAAAAGAUUCAAGCCAAAUAUUUAGAUCAGAUUACUGAUCUGUAUGAAGAUUUCCAUCUGAUUAAAUUGCCUUUACUGCCUGAGGAAGUACGAGGAGUGGAAAAAAUCAAACAGUUUUCUGAAAAUUUGUUGAAGCCAUACAAUCCAGAUUAAUUUAUGUAUGCACAAACAAUAUAUUUGUGCAUUUAUUUAUAGAUGUUUUCAGGAUACUUCUUAAAUUUGUUUCUCACAAUAUAUUAACUUAUUGGUUUUCAAAAUUGAUAAUUGUAAUUGUUAUUAAGUGAAUUAAUCCAGGAUACAUGUAAUUAUAGAAUGCAUAAAAAACAGUGAUAUUAAGCAUUAUUAAAAUGUUGUUAGUAAGACUGAAAUAAAAGGACAUUUUAAACACAAUUGUUUUAGAUCAGACCUGUUCCACUGAAUAUUGAUUGGUUUAUUAAUUAAAUGGAGUCUUUGGCAUUCAA